CUUGAUACAGUUGGUGCGGAUAAAAAGGAUCCAUGCCCAUACUUGCAGAGAUCACCUGCCCACUGAUGUCAACACUUCCCAAAACUACCUGCUUUGGUUAAGUAGAACUGCUGUGCACACCGAAAACACCUCCGAGAAGGGAAUACUGUUGAGAAGAGCAACGCGGAACGGAUUUAUUCUUUUUAUUCGUUUUACAUUUAUAGAGACUUUACGAUAAGGAUUUUAAUCAGAUGGGGCGUCUAAGAAGUUUAGAGGUAGGAGUAAUCCUUCUCUUGGCACAGGCGUUCAGGUCAGGAUUUUGUGAAGAGGGAGUGCCAUGCCAACCAAGUUUUGGUUCAGAAGUUUUUGAAUUCUCGGUGCACAGACUGCACCUUCACAUGGGAACGAGGCUAGGCAAAGUGCACUUUGAAGACUGCGGUGGCGACAGGAAAGUCUUAUUCCGCCUUAAUUCUCACAUUGAAGUGGACUCUGACGGAACAGUGCGCCUGAAGAAGCCUGUCGAGCUGCAUGGCGGAGAGAGGCAUUUCACGAUCGCCAUUUUGGGCUCCAAGAGCGAGAGCCGGUCGGCCACAGUCCGAGUGGUGCACGUACGCAAACACGGCCAUGGCGACCACCAUCAGCUUCACCACCACGAACUCAAACACCACCACCACCACACCGAUGACCACCAGCAAUCCGAACACAGUGAGGUGGAUGGCGUUCCUGAAGAGCACUCCGCAGCUCUGCCACAGCUGGUGUUUCCACACUCUUUCAAAGGACUGAAGAGGAGGAAGCGGGACUGGGUCAUUCCCCCCAUCAGCGUCCCGGAAAAUGACAGAGGCCCCUUCCCAAAAUUCAUGGUGGAGAUCCGAUCCAGCCGGGCAAAGGAAGUGAAGGUGCAAUACAGCAUCACUGGGCCCGGGGCAGACCAGCCCCCUGUUGGGCUUUUCAUCAUUAACAGGGAAAAUGGCAGGCUCAGUGUCACCCAGCCUUUGGACCGAGAGAAGAAUGAUACAUAUAUACUCUUGGCUCACGCUGACGCUUUGGGUGACAGUGUCAGUCGGGCCGAGGAUCCCAUGGACAUUGUCAUCAAGGUGAUCGAUCAGAACGACAACAGUCCCGAAUUUACCAUGGAUCCGUUCCUGGGCAAUGUAGCCGAAUCAUCCCCCAAAGGUUUUGAAUUCAUGAAGGUGACUGCAAUUGAUAAAGAUGAACCAGGAUCAGAAAAUGCUGACAUUAGAUACAAACUUCUGACCCAAAACCCAGAGAGUCCAAAACCAGAUAUGUUCUUUAUUAACCCUUCGACUGGAGGGAUCCAACUGAAUACAGAUGGGCUGGACAGAGAGAACUUUCGUGAGUACACAUUGAUAAUUCAAGCUGCUGAUAUGAUGGGGGAAGGCCGCAGAAACACCUGCACAGCAAUCGUCACAGUAACCGACAGCAAUGACAACGCUCCUCAGUUUGAGCACAGUUCACACUCUGCAGCUCUGCCACAGCUGCCACACUCUUCAAAAGGACUGAAGAGGAGGAAGAGGGACUGGGUCAUUCCCCCCAUCAGCGUCUCGGAAAAUGAAAGAGGCCCCUUCCCAAAACUCAUGGUGCAGAUCCGAUCCAGCCGGGAUAAGGAAGUGAAGGUGCAAUACAGCAUCACUGGGCCCGGGGCAGACCAGCCCCCUGUUGGGCUUUUCACCAUUAACAGGGAUACUGGCUGGCUCAGUGUCACCCAGCCUUUGGACCGAGAGAAGGAAGAUAAAUAUAAACUCUUAGCUCACGCUGUCGCUUUGGGUGACAGUGCCAGUCGGGCCGAGGAUCCCAUGGACAUUAUCAUCAAUGUGAUCGAUCAGAACGACAACAGACCCGAAUUUACCAUGGAUCCGUUCCUGGGCGACGUAGCUGAAUCAUCCCCCAAAGGUUUUGAAUUCAUGAAGGUGACUGCAAUUGAUAAAGAUGAACCAGGAUCAGCGAAUGCUGACAUUAGAUACAAACUUCUGAUACAAAACCCAGAGAGUCCAAAACCAGAUAUGUUCUUUAUUAACCCUUCGACUGGAGGGAUCCAAAUAAAUUCAGAUGGGCUGGACAGAGAGAACUUUCCUAAAUACACAUUGAUAAUUCAAGCUGCUGAUAUGAUGGGGGAAGGCCUCGCAACCACCUGCACAGCAAUCAUCACAGUAACCGACAGCAAUGACAACGCUCCUCAGUUUGUGCACAGUUCACACUCUGCAGCUCUGCCACAGCCUGUGUUUCCACACUCUUCAAGGAAGUGGUACUGGGUCAUUCCCCCCAUCAUAAUCUCGGAAAAUGAAAGAGGCCCCUUCCCAAAACUCAUGGUGCUGGCCCGAUACAGCCGGGAUGAGGAAGCGAAGUUACAAUACAGCAUCACUGGGCCUGGGGCAGACCAGCCCCCUGUUGGGCUUUUCACCAUUAACAGGGAUACUGGCUGGCUCAGUGUCACCCAGCCUUUGGACCGAGAGAAGGAAGAUAAAUAUAAACUCUUGGUUCACGCUGUCGCUUUGGGUGACAGUGCCAGUCGGGCCGAGGAUCCCGUGGACAUUACCAUCAAGGUGAUCGAUCAGAACGACAACAGACCCGAAUUUACCAUGGAUCCGUUCCUGGGCAACGUAGCCGAAUCAUCCCCCAAAAGUUUUGAAUUCAUGAAGGUGACUGCAAUUGAUAAAGAUGAACCAGGAUCAGCGUAUGCUGACAUUAGAUACAAACUUCUGAUCCAAAACCCAGAGAGUCCAAAACCAGAUAUGUUCUUUAUUAACUCUUCGACUGGAGGGAUCCAAAUAAAUUCAGAUGGGCUGGACAGAGAGAACUUUCCUAAAUACACAUUGAUAAUUCAAGCUGCUGAUAUGAUGGGGGAAGGCCUCGCAACCACCUGCACAGCAAUCGUCACAGUAACCGACAGCAAUGACAACGCUCCUCAGUUUGUGCACAGUUCACACUCUGCAGCUCUGCCACAGCCUGUGUUUCCACACUCUUCAAGGAACUGGGACUGGGUCAUUCCCCCCAUCAGCGUAUCGGAAAAUGAAAGAGGCCCCUUCCCAAAACUCAUGGUGCAGAUCCGAUACAGCCGGGAUAAGGAAGUGAAGGUGCAAUACAGCAUCACUGGGCCUGGGGCAGACCAGCCCCCUGUUGGGCUUUUCACCAUUAACAGGGAUACUGGCUGGCUCAGUGUCACCCAGCCUUUGGACCGAGAGAAGAAUGAUAAAUAUAAACUCUUGGCUCACGCUGUCGCUUUGGGUGACAGUGCCAGUUCGGCCAAGGAUUCCAUGGACAUUAUCAUCAAUGUGAUCGAUCAGAACGACAACAGACCGGAAUUUACCAUGGGUCCGUUCCUGGGCAACGUAGCUGAAUCAUCCCCCAAAGGUUUUGAAUUCAUGAAGGUGACUGCAAUUGAUAAAGAUGAACCAGGAUCAGCGAAUGCUGACAUUAGAUACAAACUUCUGAUCCAAAACCCAGAGAGUCCAAAAGCAGAUAUGUUCUUUAUUAACCCUUCGACUGGAGGGAUCCAACUGAAUUCAGAUGGGCUGGACAGAGAGAACUUUCCUAAAUACACAUUGAUAAUUCAAGCUGCUGAUAUGAUGGGGGAAGGCCUCGCAACCACCUGCACAGCAAUCGUCACAGUAACCGACAGCAAUGACAACGCUCCUCAGUUUGAGCACAGUUCACACUCUGCAGCUCUGCCACAGCCUGUGUGUCCACACUCUUCAAGGAAGUGGGGCUGGGUCAUUCCCCCCAUCAGCAUCUCGGAAAAUGACAGAGGCCCCUUCCCAAAACUCUUGGUGCAGAUCCGAUCCAGCCGGGAUAAGGAAGUGAAGUUGCAAUACAGCAUCACUGGGCCUGGGGCAGACCAGCCCCCUGUUGGGCUUUUCACCAUUAACAGGGAUACUGGCUGGCUCAGUGUCACCCAGCAUUUGGACCGAGAGAAGGAAGAUAAAUAUAGACUCUUGGUUCACGCUGUCGCUUUGGGUGACAGUGCCCGUCGGGCCGAGGAUCCCAUGGACAUUACCAUCAAUGUGAUCGAUCAGAACGACAACAGACCCGAAUUUACCAUGGGUCCGUUCCUGGGCAACGUAGCUGAAUCAUCCCCCAAAGGUUUUGAAUUCAUGAAGGUGACUGCAAUUGAUAAAGAUGAACCAGGAUCAGCGAAUGCUGACAUUAGAUACAAACUUCUGAUCCAAAACCCAGAGAGUCCAAAAGCAGAUAUGUUCUUUAUUAACCCUUCGACUGGAGGGAUCCAACUGAAUUCAGAUGGGCUGGACAGAGAGAACUUUCCUAAAUACACAUUGAUAAUUCAAGCUGCUGAUAUGAUGGGGGAAGGCCUCGCAACCACCUGCACAGCAAUCGUCACGGUAACCGACAGCAAUGACAACGCUCCUCAGUUUGUGCACAGUUCACACUCUGCAGCUCUGCCACAGCUGGUGUUUCCACACUCUUCAAAAGGACUGAAGAGGAGGAAGAGGGACUGGGUCAUUCCUACCAUCAGCGUCUCGGAAAAUGACAGAGGCCCCUUCCCAAAAUCCAUAGUGCGGAUCCGAUCCAGCCGGGAUAAGGAAGUGAAGUUGCAAUACAGCAUCACUGGGCCUGGGGCAGACCAGCCCCCUGUUGGGCUUUUCAUCAUUAACAGGGAAACUGGCUUGGUCAAUGUCACCCAGCCUUUGGACCGAGAGAAGAAUGAUACAUAUAUACUCUUAGCUCACGCUGUCGUUUUUGGUGUCAGUGCCAGUCCGGCUGAGGCUCCCAUGGACAUUGUCAUCAAGGUGAUCGAUCAGAACGACAACAGUCCCGAAUUUACCAUGGAUCCGUUCCUGGGCAACGUAGCCGAAUCAUCCCCCAAAGGUUUUGAAUUCAUGAAGGUGACUGCAAUUGAUAAAGAUGAACCAGGAUCAGCGAAUGCUGACAUCAGAUACAAACUUCUGACCCAAAACCCAGAGAGUCCAAAACCAGAUAUGUUCUUUAUUAACCCUUCGACUGGAGGGAUCCAACUGAAAACAGAUGGGCUGGACAGAGAGAACUUUCCUAAGUAUACAUUGACAAUUCAAGCUGCUGAUAUGGUGGGGAAAGGCCUCGCAACCACCUGCACAGCAAUCGUCACAGUAACCGACAGCAAUGACAACGCUCCUCAGUUUGAGCACAGUUCAUACACAGCGUCUGUCCCUGAGAAUGAAGUGGGUGCCUUGGUUGUGAAAAUGACAGUGACUGAUCGGGAUGAAGUCCACACACCGGCCUGGACAACUAAGUACAAGAUUAUUGAUGGAAACAAUGGAGGUUUCUUCAAUGUCAGUACUGGACCCAGCAAGCUGGAGGGCAUUAUUACUACAGUCAAGGGCCUUGAUUUUGAGAAGAAUGCACGCUACACCUUGUUGGUCACUGUGGAGAACGACGCCCCAUUUGCCACCCGUCUGCCCACCUCCACUGCCACAGUUAUUGUGGAUGUGAAGGAUGUGAAUGAGGCUCCAGUCUUUAAUCCAGUUGAGAGGGUGGUCAUUAAACCAGAGAACCUGGAAGUUGGGGCCGACAUUAUUGCAUAUACAGCAACCGAUCCUGACACGGCAAGAAAUCAGAAAGUGUGGUAUAAAUCGGGCUCUGAUCCUGCUGGAUGGCUCAAUGUCAAUAGAGAGACUGGACUCAUCAAAGUCAGGAGCCCCAUGGAUAGAGAAUCUCCCUUCGUCAUCGGGGGCAAAUACCGGGCCCUCAUUAAUGCCAUUGAUAACGAUGAUAUCCCUGCGACGGGAACCGGGACUCUGCUGAUCGAGCUGGAAGAUGUAAAUGACAACGCUCCCAUAAUUGAGGAGAGCACGAUUACGAUCUGUAACCAGGAAUCUCAGCCCGUGACGCUGUCCGUCUCUGACAGAGACGGGCCGGGCUUCGCCGCCCCUUUCCGUGCGGAACUGCAGGGAGACAGCGGGAACCACUGGACUGUUAGGAUGAACGGCACAAAGACGGGCAUAAUACUCGCACUGAAGACCCACCUGGAACAGAAUGAUUACAACGUUAUCCUCCGAGUGUAUGACAACCAGGGCCUGUUCCAGAACAGCACUGUCCAAGCCAAAGUGUGUGACUGCAAAGGAGACGAUUUCACAUGCAAAAAGCGUGUGGUGGGUGUAGGGAUGCUUGGAAUUCUGGGAAUUUUGGGAGCCAUCCUGCUUUUACUCCUGCUGGUGCUGUUACUCCUCAUGUUCUUGAGGAGAAGGAGCAGACCGAUGAAGGAAGAGCCUCUCCUCCACGAUGAUGUUCGGGGCAACCUCUACUACUACGACGAGGAGGGCGGCGGCGAGGAGGACCAGGAUUAUGACCUGAGCCAGCUGCACAGAGGCCUGGAUAACAGACCUGAUGUCAUGCGGGAUGACGUGGCCCCGACGUUCCUGCCUGUUCCGCAGUACCGGACCCGACCCACCAACCCCGAGGAUAUUGGAAACUUCAUCGAUGAUAAUCUGAAGGCCGCGGACGGAGACCCCACCGCCCUGCCGUACGACUCCCUCCUGGUGUUCGACUACGAAGGAGGCCGCUCUGAGGCCGGCUCCCUCAGCUCCCUCAACUCCUCCAGCUCGGGGGAGGACCAGGACUACGACUGCCUGGACAAGUGGGGGCCGCGCUUCAAGAAACUGGCGGACAUGUACGGCGGCGGCGAAGACUAAAAUCCUCUUCGCCCAGUCGCCUGGUUCCCAACACUCAAGCCAAAUUGGGACAUGGGUUGGGAUCUGAUCUUACCAAAAAGUGGUGUGUCCUUAACUUCUGAAUUGCCGUUAUUUGUUUGGAAUUUAUUUGGAUUUUUAAAUAUUUUUAAGAAACUGGCGGACAUGUACUGCAGUUGGGAGCACUGUGACUGACACGCUGCUCAGUAGAGUAGUGUGGGUGUGUUCGACGGCCACGCCCCCUGCCCGCGUUCCGUCACAAGGUCACUGCGUCGACAGGAGCAGCGGGUAACGACAACCCACUCUUUAAGGAGCUUAAGACCGUUGCCUCAAUAAAGUUUCUUAUUUCGUCAUUUUUUUAAAAAUUAGCAUUGUAUUUUUUUUAAAUAUACAUAUACCGAAAACACAUUUUUGUUUUGCAAUGCCUCCAUGAAAAUAAAUAAACAGGGCUGUCUGGGUAGUGUAGAGGUAUAAGCACUCGCCUACCACCUCAGAGACCCGGGCUCAGUCCCUAUUAGCGGUACUUCCAGCUUGGUCAGACGUUCCUAUGAACACAAGCCUUUCAGUCAUUCAUUCUUUCACUCAGUUGUGGCAAUGAUGAAAAUCUUCCUUUCAUGUGACCUUUCUGAAACUAUACAUCUAUGUAUAGAUAACUAUGUCAAAUGUAUCAUUGUAUUAUAAAUGUAUACACAUACAAAAUAGCCCCACAUGAAAAUGUUAUAGCCCACACCUAUACACAGAAUCUUCUUAUACAUUACAUAGACUACAGCUGUAUGUACUCUCCAAGCAGGUCAUUUUUUCAUACCUUUCAUCCCUUUUGCUUUUAAAUAUUGCUUACAGAGACAGAAAAUGUCUUUGUAAUGGAGGCAUAUCAUUUAAAAGGUAAACUUCAAGUACACGACUCUCUCAAAUGGUGGUUAAGACAAUUUUGGGAUUUAUUGAAGAGGCAAAUAUACCUGAUUGCAAUAAUAAAAAUUUUAACUGCGCUAAAUACACACCCUUUGUCUUAAAUGAGUCAAUAUUUACAUGUACACAGACAGAACUGUACUUGCAUUCCUGCACAACAAAAAGUGUAGUUAACUUUCCAUCAAGAUUUUUAACAGUGCCACAGAAAAUGA
Messenger RNA from Anguilla rostrata (American eel), 7735 nucleotides. Its product is annotated as B-cadherin-like. NCBI's taxonomy places the organism in Eukaryota, Metazoa, Chordata, Actinopteri, Anguilliformes, Anguillidae. The record is from RefSeq and is a predicted model, not a curated record. The transcript is spliced from 41 exons. Gene Ontology annotation, biological process: cell morphogenesis; cell-cell adhesion mediated by cadherin; calcium-dependent cell-cell adhesion. Bases 231 to 6620 code for a protein of 2129 amino acids. Gene Ontology annotation, cellular component: cytoplasm; adherens junction; plasma membrane. Gene Ontology annotation, molecular function: calcium ion binding; cadherin binding.